UAGUCAACGAGUAUUCGUUAAAGACGUAGCACAAACUUUGUACGGUCCCUCUGCACGUGUGUUUUGAUUGUGAUAAACAAAUACUGAUAAGAAUUUAACCGAACGCUGGCAACGGAAACUAUAAAUGAAAUAAUAGUGCCUUAUUUUGUGGAAGCUGUGUGACUGCUGCGAAGAUGGAUCUCGCGAACGCGAAGGCGAUAUCUAUGCUGGCCUUAGGGCUGGGUAGUUUUAUAGCUGGUAUGGCACCAGCUUGUAUUUCUGAAAGAGCGAGGCAAAGACAUCCACUGCUUAUAUCCUGCCUUCUCUGCUUUGGAGGUGGAGUACUUCUAUCCACUUCUUUAGUCCAUAUGUUACCAGAGGCUAGAGAGAAGUUACCAAGCUUUACAGAACUGUAUUUCUGCGCGGGAUUCUUCAUAGUUUAUCUCGUAGAUGAAUUGGUGCAUUUCUUCUAUGGGUCGCACGGGAGUGGCCAUGAGAGACGCAGGGGUUAUACGGAGGAGACCAGUCUGCUACGACCAGAUUUAAGAGAUGGAGAGAUGCGUGAACGAUGCUGUGGGGACGCUGAUAACCCUAGGAUGUGUCACGUCAGUCAUACGGAACCCUGUAAUAAGAGUUCUUCUGGUGUGAUUGGGUUGUUAUGUGCGCUAUUUGUUCAUAGCUUUUUGGAAGGUUUGGCUAUUGGAUUGCAAGAAUCGGCUUCUCAGGUCCUCCUUCUGCUUGCAGCUGUGGCAAGCCACAAAUAUGUAGUGGGCUUCUGCCUGGGCGCGGAACUGUGCGAAAGCGGGAACCGAAUCUGCGCUCACAUAGUGUGUGUGGUCCUGUUCAGUGGGGGCUCCGUGGGGGGGAUAGGCUUGGGAGCUGCUCUGGACUCUAUGAGUGUGCUGAGGGAUUCCAUUGCAGUGCCUAUUAUGCAGGCAUUAGCAGCCGGUACACUACUAUACGUGACCGUGAGUGAGGUCCUCCCGCGGGAGCGAGCGAGAUGGCACGAGAGGAAGAGGUCAGCUGGGAUGCUGCAGUUUAUGGCUGUGGGCCUCGGCUUCGGGGUUAUGUACCUGUCUACUGUGUACUUGGACCAUGAUGCAGCUUGAACAACGAAGUUCACGAUUAAGAAGUGUACGUAGGUAGUAAAUGACUAACAUUCGAAUUUAUUUUUUACUUUGUAGGUAUAAUAUGUAUUUCUAUAAUAAUAAUAGGAUUAAUUGCGACAUGAUUUAUAAUGCAUUUUGACAUUUUAUAAUAAUAUUAAGUUUGACAGUAUUCAAUAAAACAAUUCUACAAUUUCA
Messenger RNA from Colias croceus (clouded yellow), 1283 nucleotides. RefSeq names its product zinc transporter ZIP1 (gene Zip88E). Gene Ontology annotation, biological process: zinc ion transmembrane transport. Gene Ontology annotation, cellular component: plasma membrane. The transcript is spliced from 4 exons. Lineage: Eukaryota; Metazoa; Arthropoda; Insecta; Lepidoptera; Pieridae. The record is from RefSeq and is a predicted model, not a curated record. Bases 174 to 1088 code for a protein of 304 amino acids. Gene Ontology annotation, molecular function: zinc ion transmembrane transporter activity.